CACUUUUGCGUGAACCCAUUCUCCUAUAAUAUUAAUGACUUUGCAGACUCCUACUCUCUAUUGUGAUGAUGUUAUUUAGCUUUAUUAUAUCCUGAUAUUGUGGUGUUAAAGAGAAUUGAGAGAUGAAAUUGCUUUUAUACAAAAAGACAAAUGGAAAAUAACAUUUAAAGAAAUUAGAAGCUGUAAGACAUUUAUUACACAUUGGUUUGUCUUGCAACUGCAGAGUGACGUUUUAGGUUCUGACUCAUAAUUUUCUGAGUGGUCAAAAAGUAAUUUAGAGGAGGAAAAGAAAAGAAAAAGUAGAAAAAAAUAAAGCUUGAAAUGGAAACUGAUUAAUGAGCUGGUUUGUGGAAAACGUAAGAAAACUGAGCAAAAAUAAAGCAGAGAGAGAGAGAGUGUGUGUGGAAAUUACUACAUACAGUACGUUUUUGGGUCAAAGUUUUGGCGGUAUGAGUAGUCCUGAAAUAGCAUGCUUUGGCUUUGGCAUCACGCUUUCCUCAUGACCCUUUCUCCCUCCGCCCAUCACUCUCUUCUGUCCCAUCUUCUGAAACUAGUCUACUCAAAAUUCUCAAAAAGUCUUAGAUACAGUCAUUACACUUCAUCAUCAUCUCCUCAACCCAUUUGAUCUCAAAUCCUUUGAGGAAGACUCGUUUUUCUUGUCCAAGUUCUUUGUUUUGCCCUAAUGGAGUGGAUUGGGAAGAGAGUUAAGUCCCGGAGCAGGCAGCGUCUUCAGGUGGUUAAUAAGCGGAAGAAGAUGGAGGUAGAAGCUCCUGUGAUAUCUCCUCCAAAGAAACGAAGGCCGAGAAGAAGAAAAGACCCCGAUUCUGACGUUGAGGACAUCACACCUACUUACCAAAACCUUGUUCCUCCUCCUGUUCAAGAAAAUGACAGGUACUCUGCUGGUUUAAGGGCCGGGUCUGUUCAGAACAACUCUGUGAAGGAGAGUUUCUCUAGGAUUAUUAGGGAUCUGAAUAUGGAGAAAUCAGGUCCUAGCUCCUACUCUAAGUUCAGAGAUGGGUCUGAACAGCACACGUCUGUGAAAGAGACUUCUUUUAGGGGUAGUGAUUUGGAUGUGGGGAAGAACUCAGUUCCUAGCUCUUUUGGGUUCAGAGAUGUGUCUGAACAGAACACAUGUGUAAAGGAGAAGUGUUCCCCUGAGAUUGGAGAUUUGAAUGUGGAGAAAUCAGGUCCGAGCUCCUCUAAGUUAAGAGAUUUGUCUGAACCGAACACAUGUGUGAAGGAGAAGUGUUUCCCUGAGAUUGGAGAUAUGGAUGUGGAGAAAUCAGGUCCGAGUUCCCCUAAGUUAAGAGAUGUGUCUGAACAGAACACAUGUGUGAAGGAGAAGUGUUCCCCUGAGAUUAGAGAUUUUGAUGUAGAGAAAUCAGGUCCGAGCUCCUCUAAGUUAAGAGAUGUGUCUGAACAGAACACAUGUGUGGAGGAGAAGUGUUCCCCUGAGAUUAGAGUUUUGGAUGUGGAGAAACCAGGUACGAGCUCCUCCAAGUUAAGAGAUGUGUCUGAACAGCACACAUGUGUGAAUGAGAAGUUUUCUCCUGAGAUUACAAAUUUGGAUGUUGGGAUAUCAGUUCCGAGCUCUUCUAAGUUAAGAGAGGUGUCUGAACAGAACAUACGUGUGACGGAUAUGUGUUCCCCUGAGACUAGAGGUUUGGUUGUUGUAAAACCAGUCCCUGGUGAAAUAGAGAUUCUUUCAGAUUCUGAGUCGGAAAUUGGAGCCAGAGCUUCAGCCAAGAAGAAGCUUUUUGAGGACACUAGCAGAAUCGUAGAAUCUCUCAGUGAUGGUAAUAGCACAAGUGAAACUGAGGGAGAUGAAGAAGAAAAUGCAGAGAGUGCAGACAAUAACACCAAAGAUGAUAUAACAGUCCACUCCCUGUCUUCGGAGGAUCCAUCUUCAUCAUCAUCAUCAUCAGCAGCAUCAUCAUCAUUAUCGUCCUCAUCUUCAUCUUCUUCCUCGAGUGACGGUGAAUUCAAUUUAAAGGAGGUGGUUAGAGAUAAUACAGAUGAUGAUGAUUUCUUAAAGGUCAGUCUACCAGUCAGGAAUGUCUCUAUAGCGGAAAGGAAGCCUUUGGUAAGGUACAAGAGGUCUGGUUCUUGCUUAACCAACCCUAGAAAAGAGGACAAGAAGAUUCGGAGAUUAAACCAUCGAGAAGAAGAAAAAGAAGAAGAACGAGAUAAAGUAGUUGAAAUAGUAAUAAAGCAGCCAAGCAACCCGGUGUUCACUUGUACUCACUGUGGCAAAGAGAACACAGGAGUCCCUGAAUCUCACAGCUCUUUCAUGAGACCACUUGCAUUAAGAGAUGAAAUUGAGGAUGUGAACAACUUUGCUUCUACUAUUGCAUCAAAGUAUGAAGAUUCUAUUUCCUUCAACUCUGGGAAAUCACCUCAGAAACUAUCCAGACUUGAGUUGGAGAAUCCAGAGACAGGAAAAGAAGUGAAAACACUUGAGAAUCCAUCCACAUCCAGGCCUGAAGUUUUCGCUUCAGAGAAAGCUAAAGAGGUACAAGCACCUGAAAGGCCAUCUACAUACAGACAUGAAAUUCUCAGUUCAGUAAAAGCAAAAGAGGUGCAAGCACUUGAAAAACCAUCAAGACCUGAUUUCCAGAAUUCAGAGAAAGCAAAAGAGGUCCAAGCCAUCAACAGGUUGGGGUCGGUGAUACCUGCAGUUGCAGUUGUAGGGGGAUUAAAUAAGUCUCUUUCGGCUAAUGAACCAAUUGAUAAUCAGUCUGAUUCUUCUAUCAGCUCUGCAGAUAAAUCUGGAUAUGAAUCUGAUCCUUCUCUAAAAGACAAAGAAAUCAAGACUAAUAACAACUCGGAUUGGAGAGUGCUAAAUGGAAACCAUAGAGAAGUUGAUCUUUUCAGGCUGCUUGUGAACUCUGUUAGGGAUAAAGGUCAAUUAGACGAAGGAUAUGAAGAAGCAGAAGAACUAGUUUCUUCACCUGAAGACCAGUCUCAAGAACAAGGAGAGGAUGAUCAAAGAAAAUAUGAUGAUGAUGGACUUCUAAUCAUUAGGCCACCACCAUUGAUAGAGAGAUUUGGUAUGCUGGAACCUCCAUCACCACCUGAGAUUUCUGAGUCAGAAUAAGAGUUGCAGAUGCUGUGGGAAGAACUAGCAUUUUGCAGUAAAUCUAUUGACGUCAGCAACGAGCUUCCUUCAAAUAUGGAAGAAAUAUUAAUUGAUGAAACUCCAGCAGCACAAUGUAAAAAAGGGAAUCACAAUCUGGUUCUUGAUCUUGAGGUUGGUUUGAAGUGUAUGAACUGCGGCUUUGUGCAGAGAGAAAUCCGAAGCAUGGAUGAAUCUGAGUGGGGAGAGAAGAUCACAAGGGAAAGGAGAAGAUUUGAUAGAUUUGACGAGGAAGAAAAUAGCAACAUCCUUGGGAAACUUGGGUUUGAAGCUCCUAACACGAACAGCUUACAUGAGGAUUGUGUUUCUUCUGAAGGAACCGUUUGGGAUAAGAUCCCAGGGGUCAAAUCUCAAAUGUAUCCUCACCAGCAAGAAGGUUUUGAGUUUAUUUGGAGGAACUUAGCUGGUACAAUCAUGUUGAACGAGCUCAAGGACUUUGAGAAUAGCGAAGAAACCGGAGGAUGCAUCAUGUCACACGCUCCCGGGACAGGAAAAACUCGCCUGACCAUCAUUUUCCUGCAAUCCUACCUAGCAUGCUUCCCAGAUUGCAAACCAGUGAUCAUUGCUCCUGCAAGCUUGCUUCUCACGUGGGCAGAGGAGUUUAAGAAAUGGAACAUAAGCAUUCCCUUUCAUAAUCUCAGCAGUUUGGAGUUUACUGGAAAAGAGAGCUCAGCGGCGCUAGGACUUUUGAUGCAGAAGAAUGCCACUGCUAGAACCAAUAAUGAGAUAAGGAUGGUGAAAAUAUACUCUUGGAUAAAAGCAAAGAGCAUACUCGGGAUCAGCUACAACCUCUAUGAGAAGCUUGCAGGAGUUAAAGACGAGGACAAAAAGACAAAGAUGGUGAGAGAAGUGAAACCAGACAAAGAAUUAAACGAUAUCAGAGAGAUACUUAUGGGAAGGCCUGGACUGCUGGUUCUUGAUGAGGCACACACGCCUAGAAACCAGAGAAGUUGUAUCUGGAAAACACUAUCUAAAGUGGAAACACAGAAACGUAUCUUGCUUUCUGGAACUCCUUUUCAGAACAACUUCCAGGAGCUGUGCAAUGUUCUGGGACUCGCAAGACCUAAAUAUCUGGAGAAGCUCACAUCCACACUCAAGAAGAGUGGGAUGACUGUAACUAAAAGAGGAAAAAGAGCUUUGGGGAACGAAAUCAACAACCGUGGGAUCGAAGAGUUGAAGGCUGUUAUGCUUCCAUUUGUGCAUGUCCAUAAAGGAAGCAUUCUUCAAAGGAGCCUCCCUGGUUUGAGAGAAUGCGUUGUGGUGUUAAACCCACCUGAGCUGCAGAAGAGAGUCCUAGAAUCCAUUGAAGUCACUCACAACCGGAAAACAAAAAACGUGUUUGAAACAGAACACAAGCUGUCUCUGGUCUCAGUCCAUCCUUCUCUAGUCUCUCGCUGCAAACUCUCUGAGAAGGAACGUUUGUCCAUCGACGAGGCUUUGCUUGCACAGCUUAAGAAGGUAAGACUCGAUCCAAAGCAAAGUGUGAAAACGAGAUUCCUCAUGGAGUUCGUUGAGUUAUGCGAGGUGAUAAAGGAGAAAGUGUUGGUCUUCAGCCAAUACAUAGACCCAUUGAAACUGAUCAUGAAACAUCUGGUCUCUCGUUUCAACUGGAAUCCAGGGGAGGAAGUGUUGUACAUGCAUGGCAAGCUCGAGCAAAAACAAAGACAAACCUUGAUCAACGAAUUCAAUGAUCCAAAAUCCAAGGCAAAAGUGUUCUUAGCUUCAACAAAAGCCUGCUCUGAAGGGAUCAGUCUGGUAGGAGCGUCAAGGGUGAUUCUUUUGGAUGUUGUGUGGAAUCCGGCAGUCGAAAGACAAGCUAUAAGCCGUGCUUAUAGGAUCGGUCAGCAGAGGAUUGUUUACACAUAUCACUUGGUUGCAAAAGGAACUCCUGAGGGGCCAAAGUACUGCAAACAAGCACAGAAGGAUAGAAUCUCGGAGCUAGUGUUUGCAUGCUCGUCGAGACCUGACAAAGGAAAGGAGAAGAUUGCUGAAGCUGUGACAGAGGAUAAAGUAUUGGACACUAUGGUGCAGCGUUCGAAGCUUGGGGAUAUGUUUGACAAUCUCAUAAUCCAACCGAAGGAAGCAGAUUUAGUUGAAGGUUUCAACAUACUUAUGCCAUGAGUCAUCACCAAAAAACUCUUGGUUUAAUCUCUUCCCUUAUAAUAAUAUCAUAUGCUAUUUCAUAUUUUCAAGACUUGUGUUAUGCUUUUGUGGGAAACAUUUAGGGAUCUAAAAAAAAAACCUUGGCUUUUGUAUGAACUCUUUCUUAUAUAGUAAAAUGUCUCAUGCU
Molecule: messenger RNA, 5426 nt
Organism: Camelina sativa (false flax)
Lineage: Eukaryota; Viridiplantae; Streptophyta; Magnoliopsida; Brassicales; Brassicaceae
Product: SNF2 domain-containing protein CLASSY 3-like
Biological process (GO): gene silencing by siRNA-directed DNA methylation
Molecular function (GO): ATP binding
Source: RefSeq, a predicted model, not a curated record